GUCCAACGUCAAGACUAAAAAACAAAUUAAAAAAAUCCUCUUACUUGAGGAUAUGAGUGAGCCAAGAGUGCGUAAAGCGCACUUUUGAGUGUGGUUCUUCCGUCCACGACUUCGUAAACUUGCUGUGUCCCUGUUCAGUUGCCUGGGAAGCCCCGAGCACGGAGUGGAGCUGCCAACGCCCCACAUAAAGACUCAAAUCGGAGAUACGGUAUUGAAUGAAUUGUGAAGAAUGCAGACCAUCAAGUGUGUUGUAGUUGGGGACGGUGCUGUGGGUAAAACCUGCCUGCUCAUCUCAUACACCACAAACAAAUUUCCUUCAGAGUAUGUACCUACAGUGUUUGAUAAUUAUGCUGUAACUGUAAUGAUUGGAGGCGAGCCCUACACACUAGGCUUAUUUGAUACCGCAGGUCAGGAAGACUACGACAGGUUACGACCUUUGAGUUAUCCCCAGACUGAUGUCUUCCUUGUUUGCUUCUCUGUUGUCUCCCCUUCUUCAUUUGAAAAUGUAAAAGAAAAGUGGGUUCCAGAGAUCACCCACCAUUGUCCAAAGACCCCCUUUCUGCUAGUUGGCACUCAGAUUGAUUUGAGAGAUGACCCCUCUACUAUAGAGAAGCUGGCCAAGAACAAGCAAAAACCUAUUACUCCAGAGACGGCAGAGAAGCUUGCAAGAGACCUCAAGGCUGUGAAAUAUGUGGAGUGCUCCGCUCUCACACAGCGAGGGCUGAAGAAUGUAUUUGAUGAAGCUAUCCUAGCUGCCCUAGAACCGCCUGAGAUGCAAAGACAGAGGAAAUGCUGCAUAUUUUAAACUAUGUGCAACUGUGACAACUUCUGUCCACUGCUAAUUAUGAUUUGUACUUUAUACACGCUUUUUCAAAAUCUUUAAAAACGUCCAUAUCUUGUCAGAACUCUACAACUCCUCUAUUCUCGUCUCUUGGCCUCCUUCAUUGGACAAUUGUCCUAUAUCUAAAGAAAUUUUUUUUUGACGCGCGAUGACCAAGACAGCUGAGGUAACUACAACUAACACACUGUUCGUGAACAUAUGAGCAAAGGUCAAUAUAAAAGCAAAAGCAGACCAAGAAUUUUGGAUUCACAUUUUUCUGUGGUAGUUGACACAGUGACGUGGAUUAACUUUUGGGGGCUUAAAUUUCCUGACUAGUGCAAAUCAGUGUGUGACAAAUCUCUGCGAAGGGAAGGGUUGGACCCGAUUGUGUUAUUCUCACAUUAUGUAGCUAGAUGGAUGGGGCAUCAUCUGAAUUUGAGCGAUUCCGGUUUCUUAUUUCAAUUCUGGUUCCAAACGAUUCGUGUUUCGAAUUUUUUUAAGGGGCUUUGGUCAAAGAUGCUUGCAUGAUUUCAAUAAAGGGUGUCCAAAUCCUGAAUUUCCAUUUUCUGAGCAGCCUGUAGCAUAGACUAAAAUAAACAAUUAACUCACUUCAUAACCAGUAUCAACCUCUGAAUGGAAGGCAAUGUGUGUGUGUAACAAGUGCAACAAAGUUGAGACACACUCUGGUUUGCAGCCUCUGCUUGGCACAGGGUGGUCUUCCUGGGAAUUCUUUUUUUUUUUUGUUGGUUUUCGCCACCUCAUGUUUGGGGCUGAAUGACUUUAGGCAUUAAAACUGGGAACCCACAUUUUUAAAUUUGAACGGGAGAACGGGAAAGUUAGCACCGGUUCCAAUCAGUUCUUGGUUCUCGAUAACCAAACCUAAUUACUCUUUCCCAGCUCUUCAAAAUGGAAUGAUCAUGCUUUCCCUCAUCUCAGUGGCAACUUCCUCUGAGUUUUCAUGUGACCUGCUUGCUGGAAUUCCUUGAAACACCUCUCGUGAAACAUUGCUGGUGACUCUAUUGCAUCUGGGGACCUCAUUCCCUCAUCCUAUUGUUUAAUACUAGACUUUAAUCCGAUUUGACUGAUGAUAUCAGUAUCGGGUGAUCAUUAGCAUUUUAUACUGAUCGGUUAAUCGGCUUUAUUGUCAUAAAUCGCCGAUGUAGAUCGGCUCCGCAAAAGACAUUUGCUCCAUAUCGUCAUCAUUCCCAGUAUAUCUGAAUACAGAAGUGAAUUUAAUUUUACCCUUCUCGUGUCUGUUGACGUAGAACUGUAAAUAUCUGAUGGCUAAUAGUUUUUAUUUAUUUUGAUUUUUUUUAAAUUGGCUGCAUGGGGCCAACACAUCUGGGACAGACCUGUAAUGCACGGAUCUGAUGACAAGACAAAUUUACUUUUUGACACUUGCACUAUGUCAAAUUAUCCAUCCAUCGUUCCAUUUUCUGUGCCACUUAUCCUCACAAGGGUUGCAGGACUGUUGUAGCCAAUCCCAGCUGUCAUCGUGCAGGAGGCGGGGUACACCAUGAACUGCUUGCCAGCCAAUCACAGGGCACAUAUAAACAAACAAUGUCAACAGACGUGUGUUGCGCUGGCUGUAUUAUAAGGACCAAAUGGGGAAAAAUGUGUAGUUGUGGUUAGGAGAGAACUGUCAUUCAAGGCUUGCUUGAGACACGGUGACGUUCUUUUAAUAUGGAAUGGCGAGCAAGCAGGCAACAAAACGAUAUAUAACCUUACAAGCUAGUCUGAGCACUAACGGUUGUGCAUAAACAUGCUGCUGUUCUGUCGAAUCAUGCUGUAAAGUUUCGGUGUUGGUAACUUGUUUUAUUACAAUCAAAGAAUUUAAUUACAGUAUGUUACCACCCAUUUUUUUUUGUCAUGUUGGUUUGACCUCUGACCAUGGAACAUUUUUUCAAUUGGAAAAUCCCACGGCAAACCAAGAAAAAGAUAUAUAAAAAAAAAGCAGAUACAUUAUUGCUGUAUGUACUUAGUGCCAUCUAAUAGAAGACCAUUAAUUUGUUCUCUCUGUUAAUAUGUCUCCCUCACAUAAAUAGAUGACUAAAUAUAUAAAUUGUAAACAUAUAUUUACUGAGCAUUUAAAUACACAAGUAUACACACCCAUUGCUCCAUCUUGUGAUUGGAUCUGUGAUCGGUUAUAAUUUUUUUUAAACACGGUGAUUGGCCCCAAAAUUCCCGAUCGUAUAACACCUAGUUAAUACUCCCCACGACUACCCAUAACACUGUGAUGGGUAGUAAGUGGAUUUAAAAAAAUAUUUUUAAUGACAAUGAUGAUAAUAAUAAUGCUUUCAAUGAAAUUACAAGGUUGGAAGGUUUGGAAGCACGCUGUUGAAAUAAUUGUCGUCCACCACAGAUGCUCAAGUUCACACAAUUUAUCAAAUGUUGUGCCUAUGAGCUGUUUAGCGUCAGGAGUAGUUAACUAAAAGUGAAUGAAAUAAUGAAUCCUGCAGAAAAACGUCCAACUUUUGUAAUUUUUUCUUUUUUUUUUAACAAAGUGAUUAGACCCUUCCACUCACAAGCCCUGGGACACGCCACUGUCAAGAGUCAUUCAUGAAGAAGUCGUUGACAUUAAGUGACAGGAGCCAUUUCCUGUCUUGUUUUUGUCUUCACUGCUUACAAAUUCAUAAAAUACACAAUAUAAUGGGUAUUUUAUCUUUUACCAUCAUGCUUCACGUCAUGUGCAUGUAUGUAAUAAAGCGCAAUGACAGAAAAAAGUCAAGUCACACUGUAUUUCAUACAUAGUACAAAGCAUAAAUUGUUAUAAGUAUAAAUUAUAAAGUUUAAUGCAUGUGUGCUUUACACAUUUUUCAAAAUUUUUACAGCAAACUCAAUGAUAUUGUAAUAUUUUGGAAACUAAAAACAAAUACUGACUGCAUUGAUGGAAAAUACUAAGGAACAUUCACUGGUGCAAAAAGCUAUGUAUACAUCCACCAAUUGUGCACGUUCUCUCACUUAAAAAGAGAGGCCUGUCAUUUUCAUCAUACCAUGAAGAAAAUAAGUAUUUGAACAACCUGCUAUAUUGCAAGUUCUCCCCACUUAGAAAUCAUGGAGGGGUCAGAAAUUUUCAUCGUAGGUGCAUGUCCACUGUGAGAGAGAUAAUCUAAAAAGAAAAAUCCAGAAAUCACAAUGUAUGAUUUUUUUAACAGUUUAUUUGUCUGAUACUUGUGCAAAUAAUUUUUUGAACACCUGACAAAACCAAUGUUAAUAUUUGGUACAGUAGCCUUUGUUUGAAAUUACAGGGGUCAAACGUUUCCUGUGGUUGUUCACCAGGUUUGCACACACUGCAGGAGGGAUUUUGGCCCACUCCUUCACACAGAUCUUCUCUAGAUUAGACAGGUUUCUGGGCUGUCACUGAGAAACACGGUGUUUCAGGUCCCUCCAUUUAGUUUAGGUCUGGAAACUGACUAGGCCAUGCCAGAACCGUGAUAUGCUUCUUACGGGGCCACUCCUUGGUUUUCCUGGCUGUGUGCUUCGGGUCAUUGUCAUAUUGAAAGACCCAGCCACGACCAUCUUCAAUAGUCUGACUGAGGGAAAGAGGUUGUUCCCCAAAAUCUCACAAUUCAAUGCUGCGGUCAUUCUCUCCUUAACUCACUGAUUGUAUGGGGUGGACAGGUGUCUUUAUGCAGCUAACGGCCUCACACAGGUGCAUCUGAUUCAGGAUAAUACGUGGAGUGGAGGUGGACUUUUAAAGGCGGACUAACAAGUCUUUCAGGGUCAGAAUUCUAUCUGAUAGACAGGUGUUCAAAUACUUAUUUGCAGCUGUAUCACAAAAAUCGUUAAAAAAUCAUACAUUGUGAUUUAUUAUCUCUCUCAUAGUGGACAUGCACCUACGAUGAAAAUUUCCAACCCCUCUUUGAUUUCUAAGUGGGAGAACUUGCAAUAUAGCAGAGUGUUCAAAUACUGAUUUUCUUCACUGUAGGUGUACCUGCUAUGAGAAAAAAAUCCCAGGAAAUCACAUUCUGAUUUAUAAAAAAAUUGUGAGCAAAUUGUGGUGGAAGAUAAACAUUUGGUUAGCUUUGAAAAAGCUCUUACAGACCUGUAAUUUGUUUAAGAGGCUCCUCUGUCCUCCCCUUUUUGCCUUGUAUUAAUGGCACCUGGUUGAUCUCAUCAUUGUAAAAGGCCCCAAUCCAUAACCUAAAACAGUCACACAUUAAAAAAAACUACACUAUGGUCAAGACCAAAGAGCUCUCAAAGGACACCAGAAACAAAAGUGUCACCCUGCACCAGGCUGGGAAGACCGAAUCUGUAUCGGUAAGCAGCUUGGUGUGAAUAAAUAAACUUUUAUUCUGGGGUUCUGCGCAAAAUCUCACUCUUGCUCAGAGGACAAAAAAUUCCAAAACCAGACGGUGGGGAUCUAGUGAAUGACCUGCAUCGAGGUGGGACUUUGUAACAAAGGCUACUUUCAAUAACUCACUACACCCCUAGGGACUCAAAUCCUGCUGUGCCAGAAGUAACCCCCCGACUGUCAUGUGGUUAGAUGAAACCAAAAUAUUACUUUUUAGUAUAAACUCAACUUGUUGUGUUCGGAGGAGGAAAAAAUGUACACCAUACCUAGUGUGAAGCAUGGACGUGGAAACUUCAUGCAUUGCUUCAAAAAUCUUUAAAAAUCAGACUGAUUUUUUUUAAUUUUUUUUCCUCCUCAUUUUGUCUUACGUGAGAUACACAUGAUGAAAAUUUUAUGCCUCUCGUCUUUUUAAGAUGGAGGACUUGCAGAUUUGGUGGCUGAUUAAAUUUUUUUUUUUUUUUUGCCCCACUGUAUCACAUUUUUGUACAGUAACUGUUUAUGCCUCAGAAAAAAGGAUAGCACAAAGAAAAAUCGUCAAAACAAUAACAUUAUGUCCAUGUUGAAUGUAUGUAAAGUUCUUACCAGAACCAUAUUAUUCUGCAAACCUUUGGUUUGCUUGUUGUGACAAAAAUCAAGUAAUAUAUAAGUGGUUGUGUGGACAAAACAAACUUACAAUAAAGCACAAAUAAGAUACUCUUUCUCCGCUAUCUUCUUUUUUCUAAUUUUUACAACAAUAUUGAGCUACUACAUUAUGGUGCAUUGAGUUCCAUACAGUUCCUUUCGGCUUGUCCCUUUCGGGGUCGCUACAGCGUGUCAUCUCAGAUGAACGCACAUAUAUGUUUGGCACAAUUUUUAUGCCGGAUGCCCUUCCUGACGCAACCCUUCUCAGAGAGUGGAGGCCCCAUUGGGAUACGAACCCACAACCCCUCGUUGACAAAACCAGUGCUCUAGCCACUGAGCUUUGGGCCCUCCAUUCAAUUCCAUACAAAGAUUAUGUAAUUUGAAGCCCUCUAGAAUGUACAGGUGUGUGAUGUUUUUGAUCACUUUGUUUCCUGGCUGAAAUAUAACAAUGUGCUGGUUUUCCUCCAUUUUCUUGUGUUAAACUUUGAUUUGCCCUCUGUUGUUGACCUGACUCGUUAGUGAAUCAAAUUCAUUAAAAGAAAAGCACAUUUAUCAAGUUGGAUCAAUAAAUCUGAGUAGGUCCCAACAUCACUGUUUUUGUCACCUUUAUUGUAUAUUCACAUUGUUGAGUCAUUCUAUCCUUUCUCAGUUGAGCACUGAAAAUUGCCAAGAUGUUUCACCCAAUUUAAUUUACUUUACUCCUCUGCAUGUUUGCACUCCCCCUUUAUUCAGCUUGUUUUUCGUUUUGCUUGUGUUUUUUU
Messenger RNA from Syngnathoides biaculeatus (alligator pipefish), 6496 nucleotides. RefSeq names its product cell division control protein 42 homolog. Gene Ontology annotation, molecular function: GTPase activity; GTP binding. The transcript is spliced from 6 exons. Gene Ontology annotation, cellular component: dendritic spine. Gene Ontology annotation, biological process: small GTPase-mediated signal transduction; modification of synaptic structure. The record is from RefSeq and is a predicted model, not a curated record. The coding region runs from base 230 to 805 and encodes 191 amino acids. Lineage: Eukaryota; Metazoa; Chordata; Actinopteri; Syngnathiformes; Syngnathidae.